GUUUAUUCCACAGGCUUAGUUCCGGAGUGGCCUGUUAUUAUUUAAGUGGCAGGUGCAAUAUCGGUCUCCUUCCAGUCUGACAAAAUGAAUAUGUACGCUGUGCCCAGCCCGGGAAUACCAGGCUGCCCACCAGGAUUGGAAUACCUGACUCAAGUGGAUCAGCUACUCAUCAAACAGAAAGUUGAGCUUGUUGAAGCCCUUGUCGGUUUCGAAAGCAACAACAAGUAUGAAGUCCGCAACGUCAUGGGUCAGAAUGUGUUCUACGCUGUCGAGGAGAACGACUGUCUGAGUCGACAGUGUUGUGGUCCAAUGCGCUCCUUCACCAUCCACGUCCUCGACAAUUUCGGACAAGAGGUCAUCACCGUCACAAGACCGCUUAAGUGCAUGUCUUGCUUCUUCCCUUGCUGUUUGCAAGAGCUGGAGGUGCAGGCUCCCCCCGGUAACACAGUGGGUUACAUUAUACAACAGUGGCACCCGUUCUCCCCUAAAUUCAUCGUUGCGAACGAACACACUGAGCCUGUGCUGAAGAUCCAUGGGCCCUUCUGUGGAUGGAGCUGCCUUCCAGAUGUUGACUUUGAGAUUUUGACAAUGGAUGAAGUCAGUAAGAUUGGGAAAAUCAGUAAACAGUGGACAGGACUUCUGCGGGAAGCGUUCACAGAUUCAGACAACUUUGGUAUCCAGUUCCCCAUGGAUCUGGAUGUAAGAAUGAAGGCUGUAAUGAUCGGUGCAUGUUUUCUCAUUGAUUUCAUGUUCUUUGAGACUACUAACUAGGAGCCAAACAGGAUUUCCAUGAAAGCAUACAACAUUCCUGGAAGAACAAGGCUACAAAGACAUGAUGAUCAUUCCCCAAAGACCUAACAUAGGAAAGCCCUCAAACAGAAAGUUUAAAGAAAGUACCAAGAGGUACCUAAAUGUUCUAAUUUUGCAUGAACAAUGAAACAGAAGGUUUGGUUUAGUCUUAGCUUAACAGGUUUGUUGUUAAAAAAACGUUACUGGGCUGUGAGUGCACAGUGUCUUUGUUACUACUAAAAAAUAGACUUGAAAAGACGGAUAAUAUCCACUUACAAAUAAAUGAAAAGGAAACACUAUUACAGGCAAGUGCUGUAAUACAGUUUGUGAAAGAAGGAUUGAGGUUGUAAACAAAGGGGGUCAAGGGGGUGUUCAGUUCGGUCACAUUAAUAGUCAAGAUGUUUAAUUUAAUAUAACACUAUGUUUGUAGCUAUAUUGUGUGAGGCCUGGUGGACUCAUGUAAUGUAGUAGUUUGUAGUUAAGAUAUUCUUUCCCUUAUUUAUUGAUUUUUAUUUUGGCUGUUUAACAAUUUGUCAACAUAGAGCAAUGUGUGUGUUUGCACCUUUUUGUGUGUGUGCUCGUGUGUCUGUGUGCUAUGAGUGUACAUGUGUGUGGUACCGGAAAUAUAAACUAUCAUAGAGUACAAAGUAAUAUUUUCAAUGCCAUAAUAGUUAUGCAUUGUCAACUCUGAAGGAAUGGACAGGUUACAGCUUGAUGCGCUGAUCCAGUCUUCUCCACAAGAGGGAGCUAGCUUUUCAUUUAUGCCCCAGCACAGCCCAAAUUAACAAACUCAAUACUUGCUUAUGCCAUAGGUCAAACACUAGUAUAUAUAUAUAGUAUAGAUAUAUUUUUGGACAAACUCAGGUUAAAUGCAUGCUACUAUAAUAUAGUGUUGGCUACUGCUUGCUCCGGGAAUUACACACUUCUGCGCCUAAUACUAUGAAAUAUAAGGAUAGAAUAAUACUUUCCAGUAGGUUUUGUACAUUACAUUAUCUGAAUGUCAUCUGUUAUUAUUUUUGCAUAUUUUUCCUGGUAUAUCAACUUGAAUUUUGGUCUUUGAUUUGAUCUCCACUGUUACAUUAUAUGUGACAACUCUACAUAUCGUAUGUCAAAAAUGCAAAAGUCAGAUCAAACCUUCCAUCAAAUGGCCAUUGACACUGCUCUGCACCAUGCAUCAUUGUAAAACGGAUUUAAUGAGUUUGGCAAUCAGUUUGAUUAGGAAUUGUAUAAAGUAAAGCAUUUUAGCAAAGACAUGGCUUACAUCAACAUUAAGGCCAUCAAGAGUUCUUUUGUAGCAUCAUGAUAAAAAGUGUUUUUCUCCACAUGUAUGUCAUCUGAGACUCUAGAAAACUGUUAAAAACACCCAUCUUAAGUCAUUUUAACAGGGAUCAAGUCUUAAAAGCUUAAAGGCUUUUAUUUUUGUAUAAAGUACUAUAAACUGCCAGCUGGAAGAGAUAAGCUUCCAAUUUUCUUGUCUUAACAGUGUUUUUUUUUUCUGCCUUCAAUGUAAUGACACUUGUGUGUAGAAUUACCAGAAGUUGAUUUAUCAUUAAGGGCAGCAUUUCUUAAACUUGAUUCUAAGACGAACAACAUGAUUAAGUACUUAGGAUGGAUGUUUUUUGCAGCCUGUUCUGUUUUCAUGGCUUAAAUUGAGAAAAUAAUCAAUUUGUAAUUUGAAUUACAAUCUUGCAAUUAAGAUUAGCCUGAUCAUUACGCAUGGCUUGUUUGGUGCAAUGCAUUAAUAUAUGUAAUAGUAUAAGAUGCUGGUACUACAACCUCUGAGGGCUCUUUGAUUGUGUUUAAAAGCCAAAAAUUAAUGUCUGAAUGUGAUACAAAGGGAAUGUAGCUAUUCCUAGUCAGUUAUAUAUUUAAAAACAUUCAAAGUUCUUAUUCUUCUACUUUUGAACUAAUACUGUUAACUAAUAAACCAUUUAGUCAUGCAAUGAAGGCAAACAAACUCUGUGAGCUAAGCUUAAACUGUGCAAACAGUCAAUGGAAACA
Messenger RNA from Xiphias gladius (swordfish), 2790 nucleotides. Its product is annotated as phospholipid scramblase 1. Gene Ontology annotation, cellular component: plasma membrane. NCBI's taxonomy places the organism in Eukaryota, Metazoa, Chordata, Actinopteri, Istiophoriformes, Xiphiidae. The transcript is spliced from 7 exons. The record is from RefSeq and is a predicted model, not a curated record. Gene Ontology annotation, molecular function: phospholipid scramblase activity. Bases 85 to 771 code for a protein of 228 amino acids. Gene Ontology annotation, biological process: plasma membrane phospholipid scrambling.